Amoebophrya sp. A25 is the source of this 324-nucleotide messenger RNA. The record is from the annotation of a GenBank genome assembly. NCBI's taxonomy places the organism in Eukaryota, Dinophyceae, Syndiniales, Amoebophryaceae.
ACUAACUCUACUUAAGGGUAGGCUAAAGGUGUUCGUCUUACCGUAUUUUUUUGCCUCUCCUAAGGGAGAAAGCCAGAACAAACGGGAAACAGAAACAAACGCCGAAACUCCACCUCUAAUCUACCAGCUGGUGGCGCAGAGCAGGCGACCAAUUAUGCCGGUGGGGCUGUUCCGCCGCCAUUUCCAGCACUAAUUGCUCCGUCUCUAGGGAGUACAACAGACGUUGUAGGUGUAGCUCCUUCAGGAGCAAGAGAAGAUGAAUGCCAGAAAAUAGACGAGCAACGCAGAGUGAUCACGAAUCUCCUACUGGAACUGGAUUCCGCC